AUGUCUGGCAAAAAAAAUCCAUCCAAGAAGAAUUCUCAGCAGUUAAUAAGAAAUAAAAAAAGAAAAAUUGGUGAUGAGGAAAUCGAGUCAGAGAAAGAGGUUGGAAACACAGUGAAUAGAAGAAAACAUAAAAAGCGUUUAUCUUCUCAAGGAAGAACAAAGCAUACUAACUUUACUGCCAGGAAGAAAAAAUCCUGGCAGCCUCUUUCAAAGACAAGCAGAGAAUAUUUGCAAGCCAUGAUAGAUAAAACAAUAAUGACGAUUUUGAGUAAAACUCUUAGAGAAAAUGAACAUGUUCACUACCAUCUUAACUCCCUGAAGAAAAGAUUGGUGCAGCUGUGUGAAACGCUAGAAGUCCCUCCCACAAAACUGAAAGAUCUAACUGAUGUACCUAGACUACUGAAAAUGGAAAUGGCACAACAUAGGGCAAACAAAGAAAGCCUGACAUUAUUGCAAGAAGACGUAGAUAAACUAGAAGAGACCACAGAGUCAAUGACUGAGAAUAUUGAGAGCCUGAAGAACAAAAUUCAAGUUCUGACAGCUGAGGUGGAAAAAAAAGAGAAGAAGUUAAAACAGAGGUUUCUCAUGGAUCAUAGUGAGGUACUCAAUCUUCCAGAACUUUCUCAGGACAGUCUCAAAGCACCUAUUCUUCAGGACGAAACUUUGAUGCUGAUUCCAAACCAGAAUGAUCUUUUAGAGGAUUUGCAGACUCUUCAUAAUUCCUCCGAGAUGAAGAAAAUGUUGACUUUCAUUGAAGAAGCCUAUAACAAACUAGAUAUUUCUUAA
Molecule: messenger RNA, 786 nt
Organism: Elephantulus edwardii (Cape elephant shrew)
Lineage: Eukaryota; Metazoa; Chordata; Mammalia; Macroscelidea; Macroscelididae
Gene: CENPQ
Product: centromere protein Q
Exons: 8
Coding region: 1-786 (261 amino acids)
Source: RefSeq, a predicted model, not a curated record